Corylus avellana is the source of this 779-nucleotide messenger RNA. RefSeq names its product glutaredoxin-C9. NCBI's taxonomy places the organism in Eukaryota, Viridiplantae, Streptophyta, Magnoliopsida, Fagales, Betulaceae. The record is from RefSeq and is a predicted model, not a curated record.
CCCUUCGUUUCUUGGCCACCUUUUUUUUUCUUCUUCUCUUUAAUCGUAUAAAGCAGUCCAUUUAAAACGUUAAACCUAAAUAGCUUUAUUUUCUACAGCGCUUGCUAGCUCAAGCAUGCAGGUGGUGAAGAAAUCCGGGAUCGGAAUGGACGGCAGCAUCGCUUCCAUCAACGGCGACACGUCGGAUGCCGUUAAGCUGGACAGCCCGUACGAGACAGUGCGACAGCUGGCGGCUUGCAACGCGGUGGUGGUGUUCAGCAUGAGCGGCUGUUGCAUGUGCACUGUGGCCAAGCGGCUCCUCUUCGGCCUCGGCGUCGGCCCCGUCAUCAUCGAGCUCGACGAGCACUCGGCCGGCCCGGACAUUCAGGCCGUGCUCUACGAGCUCUGCCCCGACGGCCAGAAGCCGGUCCCGGCGGUGUUCGUCGGCGGCAAGUUCUUGGGCGGCGUCGAAACCCUCAUGGCAUGCCACAUCAAUGGCUCCCUCGUGCCUCUCCUCAAGGACGCCGGAGCUCUCUGGCUCUGACAUUGAUGACCAGAAUAUGCUUAAUUACCUAACUGUCCUUUAACUUUUUUUCAUAUGCUAUGUUUCUCUUUGACCGUCUUUGUCUAUCUUUUUUAUAUUACGUAGGAUGUGGUCGUACAACGUACGGAGUGACAGACCGACCGGCCGGAGCUUUGUUUCUUUAUCUUCCGGUUCUUCACUCCGAAGACGAAAGAAAAAGAGUUUGUUUAAUUUGCAAUAGAUGCAGUGAAGUGAAUGUAUUGAACAUUAUAUAUGA